Messenger RNA from Fonsecaea nubica, 1458 nucleotides. RefSeq lists its product as hypothetical. Lineage: Eukaryota; Fungi; Ascomycota; Eurotiomycetes; Chaetothyriales; Herpotrichiellaceae. Gene Ontology annotation, molecular function: transmembrane transporter activity. The transcript has a single exon. Gene Ontology annotation, biological process: transmembrane transport. The record is from RefSeq and is a predicted model, not a curated record. Bases 1 to 1458 code for a protein of 485 amino acids.
AUGUCUCAAUCCGAAGCUAUGACACAGGUUGAGUCCUCCAAACCUUACACAAUCUUCACACUUUCACAAAAAGCCCUCAUUGUCACCAUUAUUUCAUUUGCAGCUACACUUUCAGGCUUUGCGUCGAAUAUCUACUUUCCCGCCCUCCCUCAAAUCGCUGAUGACCUGUCAGUCAGUACCAGCCUCAUCAACCUCACCGUGACAUGCUACUUGAUAUUUCAAGGCUUGUCGCCUACCCUCUGGGGCUCGUUGUCCGAUACCAAAGGCCGCCGCAUUACCUAUAUCUGCACUCUCGUCGUGUUUCUUGGAGCGUGUAUCGGGUUGGCAGAGACACGAAGCUACGCGCAACUGUUGGUUCUUCGUUGUGUCCAAAGUACCGGAAGUGCUAGCACCAUUGCAUUGGGUGCUGGAGUCCUUGGCGACAUUACAACGAGGGAAGAAAGAGCUGGUUAUAUGGGUAUUUUCCAAGGAGGACUUUUGAUGCCGGUCGCCAUCGGCCCUGUUAUUGGUGGUGUCUUAUCGGACAAGAUGGGCUGGAGAUCAGUGUUUUGGUUUCUGACCAUCUAUGGUGGUGUCUGUGUCCUUGUCAUUGUCCUGGUCCUGCCUGAGACAUUGAGGUCCAUGGUGGGAAACGGAGCGGAAGAGCCAAAGCGAUAUGCCAUGUCCCCUCUUGCACUGUAUCAGAGAAAGAAGCACUUCAGGCAAGACACCAACCCCUCCGCAGAGGGCGAGAAACCCGCGCCGAAACGAACCGAUUUUCUGGGUCCAGCAAAGAUUUUAUUCCACUGGAAUACCUUUUGUGCUAUCUUUUAUGUUGCGGUCCACUACGCAGUGUGGCAGAUGGUUCUCACCGCCGUUUCCGUGCUCGUCCAACAGAAAUAUCAUACUUCAGAAAUCCAAGUUGGUCUCAUCUUCCUGGCCAACGGAGCCGGAUCCAUCAUCGGCACCGUUCUGGUCGGCAGAUUCCUAGACUAUGAUUACAGGCGGAUUCUACGCAAGUAUGGCGGCGAUGAACAGCGCGUGCCUAUUGAAAAGGCUCGGCUAAGGACUGUCUGGCUCUGGAGUGCACUUGAAUGUGUGUCAGUGCUGAUUUUUGGGUGGACCGUCGACCAAGGUGUUCAUAUCUCUGUGCCUAUUAUCUGUUUUUUUGUCUUGGGCUGGGCAGCCAUCUCUCUCCAAAGCGUGAUCUCGACCUACCUCGUCGACAUCCACCAUACCCAGAGUGCCUCAGCCACAGCUUCCUUGAAUCUCGUUCGCUGUCUCUUAGGAGCUGGCGGAACUGCUGUGGUUGGGCCUCUGAUCAACAGCAUUCAUGUCGGCUGGACCUUUACCUUGUUAACGGGUAUCAUGCUCGUACUGAGUGGUCUUGGUCUAGUCCAAAUCAUGUUUGGGAAAGCCUGGAGGCGGAAACGCGAGCACAACUCGCCGUCUGAAAUGGAAGGCCAGGGGAAUGUCUGA